GAAGCUUUCUAAGUUAUCCAGUAUCGAUUGCAUAAAUUCCAGCUCGAUAAAACCCCCCGCAAUCAAUAUUCUCUUAGAUUGAUAAACUAUCUACUCAAAACUCUCCAGCAAUCCAUUCCAGCACUAAAAGCGACGUGGCGAGUUUCCAGCGCACAUCAGCCCCCCGGAAAUGUGGAUAAAUUCAGCUGCGUAAAGCGGACUUCUAUUGGCUUUUUCGGGAAGCUUUAGUUAGGGUGGAUCUCCUGGAUCGCGAGUGUUUUCCACGUUUUCUCAUUGUUUUUGCCGUGGAAAAACCCGUCGAUUUUCCACAUGGUAAAAGUGGCCGUGCAUGGGGGAUUCUCUAUGCGUCCAAUUUGAAAAUUUGCACCUCAAUACUCCAGAAUUGAGACGGUUUUGGAUGUGUUUAGGUUACAUUUACUUAGUGUUUUCAUGUGUGUGUUUGCAAAAACCUGCUAUGCCUAAAGGCGUUAAGACUUUGGACUAAGCAGGAUUUGACGUGUUCAGGCGAACAUGCCGGAGAAAAAGAAUAAGUUUGAAAUGAAUUUUUUUAUUAAAAGACUGGGUGGCGGCAAACGGUUCAACAAAACAUCAGAAACACAUAAAACCCCCAUUAAAAGCCCGACAAAUCGGGUGAAAAUUGCCGCUCCAUAUGCCUACGUUGAGGAAUUGGCAGUCAGUUCACCAAAUGAACGGAACUGGCGUGGAAUUUUUAUCGCACUUCUGGUUAUAGCGGCCGUUUUGGGAUUGAUCGUGUUUAGCAUCGUUCUCGUGUCGCCGCCAGAAGAAGCGCCAAGAAUAAAAGGCGUCAAACCCAACUUAGAAGAUAUUUUUGUAAAAUUACCUCCAGCCGCCAGAUUCAACGGGACCUGGAUAUCAGAUAACGAAUUUAUUUUUAAAGACAUUUAUGGUGGGAUAUCGAUAUACAAUGCCGAUAACUUAACCACAAGUGUUAUCAUGACGAAUAUUACCCUGAGACAAUAUGAGGUUGUUGAUUUUCAAGUUUCCAACGAUUUGAAGUUUAUUUUACUUAUAAGCGACGUAAUUAAGAUUUAUGAAUAUACAACGUUGGCCAAGUACUACAUAUAUGAGCUGGCCACAAGGUGGGUUCUACUUUCUACUAGGCAGAUCUGAAAAACACAUUUUUACCACCAGUGAAUAGUUUUCGUUCCUUCCUUUCUAAAAUUUCAUAUCUUUGACGCCAGUCAGCAAAAACUUGAGCUUUUCAUAUAUUAUAGAAUAGACGAAAGUUUCAA
Molecule: messenger RNA, 1253 nt
Organism: Dendroctonus ponderosae (mountain pine beetle)
Lineage: Eukaryota; Metazoa; Arthropoda; Insecta; Coleoptera; Curculionidae
Product: inactive dipeptidyl peptidase 10
Exons: 4
Coding region: 511-1131 (206 amino acids)
Molecular function (GO): dipeptidyl-peptidase activity
Source: RefSeq, a predicted model, not a curated record